AUCAUUAAAUUAAUGCAGUGAUAAAAUUAAUAAAUGAAAUAUGAAAUAAAAUUGCUAUAAAUGAGGAAAGAUUCAGUAAUGAAUUUUGAUGAGUUUUAUUUUUCGUAAGAAUGAAGAUGUGGUACGAAAUUCUUUUGCUGUUGUUAUUGACAAAAGUGUGCGUGGGCAUCGAGAAAUAUUGGUUGCCAAACUUGGAAUGGGAAACAGCUAGAAAUUGGGUGGAGAACCGGACACCGGAAAUGGACAGUCGCGUGAUUUUUCCUCUGGAAAUGAGACACGCUGCGGGUCUUUCGAUUUCCAAGGAUCUUAGAUUUUCUGGCUUCGAUUUAGCUAGGACUGGAUCUCUGGUUUUACCUAGAGAUGGAAAUAUACAGUUGAAAGAAGAGGAAAAGUCAAAGGUGAAAAUCAGUCAAUGGGCAAGAACAGGGCACAUAUUUUGGGCCGAUCCUCAAAACUGGAACGGAAGUUCGGAAGCAGCGCCUCAUCUUGAGCGAGUUCCGUGUCGACAGGAUGAUAUUGUUCUACCGGAGAAGAAGAAGACUUUUAGUAUUCUUUUACCGAUGAGGAAUAUAGAAGUGAGAUCUGUUAGAAUGUCGGACGAGAAGCAUCCAUUGAGUUCGUGGCAGUGGACCGAGAUGGAAGACAGGAGGGAGUUUCAUAAAAGAUUCACUGUGUCAUAUGCCGAGUACAGUUGUAAUAAAUGCACCUGCCAAAAUGAUCAAAAUGGCGACUAUCUCGAAGAAAUCUGUGCCAUUGAGAGACCAAAAUGUGGAUUCACGCCUUGCGAGUUUCCUCUCACGGUUGAAGGCCACUGUUGUCGAUAUUGUGGCGGUCGAGUGUCUUUGACAAACAAAGCAUCUUUGCCGGUGGUUCGUGUUGCAGCAGACGAAGCUUUCGAGGGAUACACAGAAAGCCUAGCAUGGCAUGUCAGACGUACUUCGAACGGGGCAGUCGAAGUAUUGAUAAAGGAAAAGAACGACUAUACCGAAAUCAAUAUCCUCGAAGCGGUGGAAAAUAUGAAGAAGGCUUUAAUAAGUAUGAACAUUGAAGUAUCGAGCACGGAAACCGCAGGUGCAGCUUUACAGGAUAAUCGGCUGGCGGUUGCACUUGUUCCUCUCUUUGGAACGCCAUUCAUCAUCUUUGUCAUACUGUUCUUCGUUUUCUUGUACUUUGGGUACUCAUACAGACACAUGCUAUCAGGCUGCACAGACGUUUUUUCGUCAAUCAGAGACGGCACUCGAGUAGACAAGUCUCAGUCCAAGCCAUUUAGUUUCGCUCGUUUCGAGAACAUACCAGAAGGCAACGUCCAAAUAGCCAACGUAGCCGUCGCUGAAGAACAGCCUGAUAAAAACGAAGAAACUGAGGAGGAGGACUCGGGAGGAAGAUUCGAAAAUCCUUUGUACAGAUCGAAAAGAAAAAAGAAGGAAGAAAUUGAGGUGUUAAACAUGGAUGCUCCUUUGAGGCUGACGGCCCUCAAAGAUAAAGUUGAGGGGAUCGAAGAAGCUGAUGUGGAUAUCCACUAAUAUUUACAAUUAAAAUUCAAUUUUUUAUUGGAUUAAAUGGAACUUUAAUUCAACUUUUCUGUUAAGUUGUCAAUUUCAUUUUCUGUAUAUUUGUUAAAGUAAGCUGUAAAGUUUUAUAAAAAUAGUUGAAUUGUGAAGAGAGUAGGUGGCGCCAUCUAGCGGCGGAGGGUGGGAACUAACGAAAGUGCUGUUCCAAAAGUGUGUAGUUCACCCUGUUCGCCGGAGAGAUGGCGCCACUUAUUCAAUUUUUAAAAAAUCCAAUUAUUAUUGAUUUUGGUGGCUUAAUUUGUUAUAAUAUGCAUCAAAUUACAUUAGAGAGCAAAACUAAUUAACUUAGGAUUGCAUAGUUCUUAAUAUUCAUUGCCAACACUGAAAUAUUCACAGGCUAUACUAAUCUUACAAUGGUGUCAUGAAUUUCCAUGUAAAUAAAUAAAUAAAAUAUGUAACAUAAUAUAACAUAAAG
Megachile rotundata (alfalfa leafcutting bee) is the source of this 1986-nucleotide messenger RNA. RefSeq names its product protein amnionless. The record is from RefSeq and is a predicted model, not a curated record. Gene Ontology annotation, cellular component: endocytic vesicle; apical plasma membrane. NCBI's taxonomy places the organism in Eukaryota, Metazoa, Arthropoda, Insecta, Hymenoptera, Megachilidae. Gene Ontology annotation, biological process: receptor-mediated endocytosis; intracellular protein localization.